Molecule: messenger RNA, 1921 nt
Organism: Hypanus sabinus (Atlantic stingray)
Lineage: Eukaryota; Metazoa; Chordata; Chondrichthyes; Myliobatiformes; Dasyatidae
Gene: rnf4
Product: ring finger protein 4
Exons: 8
Coding region: 198-806 (202 amino acids)
Biological process (GO): positive regulation of transcription by RNA polymerase II
Molecular function (GO): zinc ion binding; transcription factor binding
Source: RefSeq, a predicted model, not a curated record
CGGGCCGCCGUCCUCCUCCCAUCAUUCCCCGGGACUGCUCUGGAGGCUGUGGAACGGUUUCCUUUUUCUCUGAAUGACAGAAGAAAUGUGGCUAACCAGAAGUUAAGCGUUGUGUUGGAAGGCAUCCCUGGACCAUAACUGAUGAAAAGGUUUUAAAAUCAUCUCAACCUCUGUCUUAAUUAAAAUUUCAAAACACAAUGAGCACAGCUCCCAGGAAACGCAGAAUGAUGCCUUCUCAGCAGUCCCGAAGAGUCCGCCGCCGUCACAGAUUGGCAGAACCAGCUGAGCCACAAGCAGACAUAAUCGAGACUGGUGGUGAGGUAGUUGACCUAACCUGUGAAUCCUCUGAACCUGUGGUUGUUGAUCUCACCAACAAUGAUUCUGUUGAGAUUGUAGAUGAAGAUCUGUCUUCUCCUGUCAAUCAGCCAGGCUCAGCUGACGAACAAGCAGACAGGAUGCAGUCAGACAGUUGUAUUCUCUGCAGUGAUGAGGAAGAUGGCAGGCCAGACGGGAGCAGCAGCCCUUCGAUAACAAGUGCAGCAAGUGUAACUCAGGGAACUCCUCUUCAUCCUGCCUUGAGAUCUGACAGGUUCGUUCACCGCAGGUCUUCCUCAGGGACCAUUAGCUGUCCCAUUUGUAUGGAUGGUUACAAAGAGAUUGUCCAAAGUGGGCGGCUGAUUGUCUCGACGAAAUGUGGUCACAUCUUCUGCAGCCAGUGCAUUCGGGACUCUCUUAGAAACUCUCACACGUGCCCAACCUGCCGAAAGAAACUAAACUCACGUCAGUACCAUCCAAUUUACGUUUGACCACGGAGAGGUGGGGAGGGUGUCAUUCUGAAAUUUAUUCACCCGGCCAUGCGUUGGGCAUGUCAAAAAACCUAUGACAUUCUUCAGAUUUAUCAGUGACAAAAGGCGCUCCUUGUGGGAGACGGAAGGAUGUGUGUAACGCUGACUGAUCACUGUAUCCAUCUAAUCCAGUGGACUUGCUGUAACUUGGAAUUGGGAGGGAGGGGAUGGGUAACGGCUGCGGGUGAGAAAUAAAGCUUUCACCAGCACGUUCCAGUUGCCAGCUCAGCUCAGAUGUGUGUUUUCUACAUAUUUCUCUUUCUUUUCUGCGCUUUGCCUCUCUCACCACCAGCCCAGAUCAGAGACUGGUCACCAACUGCACAUGCAGUCAAUUAACGCGGCUCCGUCUUCAGUCUGCCCGUCCACCUUGCCGACUUACGGGAGCCCCACUCUGUCCUGCUCAGCUCCCCAAGUGGCAUCAGACAGUCCCUCCUUCCUGCCAUUGCAACUGUGGGGGGAGAUGUGAAGCAUCAGGUACAGGGUGGUGGGGAGAGAAGCUGAAGGUUACAUGAGGACCACGAGCUUUUGGUUAGACCCCUCUUACUCAGGAAAUCUUUCAAAGCCUUACAUUCACUGAUGGCUGGGUUUCAGGAGAUAUUUGUGGAGGGCUAGGAUUACUCUAUGCAUGAUUUCAGGUUCCUGAUUUUGCUUUGGGAACACAUUGCCUUUUAUUUCUCCUAAAUUAUCCCAUAGCCAAUGUCUGAAACAGCAGUAUCCUCGACCAAAGAUUCUGAUCAUCAGACCGAGUGCAGGCGGCUGCCAUCGGUCUGUGCAAUGACAGGUAUUGGGAAAAUUCAGCUAAUGCUGGAACCAAAUUAAUAUUCACAUCUUGAAAUUCAGAUAUCUCUGAAAAAUAAAGAUGAGAUUAGUUUUAAACAAAGAUGUUACUGGAAGUGUUUUGAGUAAUUGGAGGAAGUUUAUUUUCAUUGUCUGUAAACUUUUGUGCAGUGAUGUUUUAUGAAUGUGAAAAUUAGACCAUUAUGUCCUCUUGUUAUGUAAUGUUUUGUCAAGUAGAAUGUUUUCUUUUUGCCACAUUCUGAGGGCUAAAAUAAUGAAUAAAAUAAUAGUCCCUCGUA